Messenger RNA from Thrips palmi, 4062 nucleotides. Its product is annotated as bumetanide-sensitive sodium-(potassium)-chloride cotransporter-like. Gene Ontology annotation, molecular function: sodium:potassium:chloride symporter activity. Gene Ontology annotation, cellular component: membrane. The record is from RefSeq and is a predicted model, not a curated record. Lineage: Eukaryota; Metazoa; Arthropoda; Insecta; Thysanoptera; Thripidae. Gene Ontology annotation, biological process: cell volume homeostasis; chloride transmembrane transport; sodium ion homeostasis.
CGGCUCUCGCGGUCGCCGCCAGAAGGAGGCCCCUCCGCGCGCGAGAACACCGCGCCCGCGUCCACGCGUGCUCGCGGCCGCGAAUCACUUGGAUCUGAGUCACCCACCGGUUUCUGACUUCGGCUGUGCAAAUGCUCCUGGACGUCUGAACCGACCGAGCGACUGACGGGACUGCUUGCACGACUGGCGCCAAACGGAGUCAUCCCUGCCCUGCGCCCUUUUGGGGGUUAUGGUGCGGGUGCUUGAGUAGCGACCAAGACCAGGAGGCCCCACCAGUGACCUCGCGGGCCGCGCCACGACCGCCAGGAUGUCCGCGGACCGCCUCAACAACGGCCUGGAGAUGGAGGAGCUCGAGCGGAGGACCCGCUUCCAGGUCAACCGGGUGGACUCCUCCAACGCCAAGAACGCCGAGCUGGAGAAGCUGUGCGACGACGAGGACCGCGUCGAGAUCCGGUCGAGGACGGGGACCACGGCCCAGGACGACGGCCGCCCCACCUCGGGCGACACCAACAACUACGACACGCGCAACGCCAAGAGCUUCCGCCAGCUGACGCGGGAGGCGCUGCCGCGCCUGGACAACUACCGGAACAUCAUGUCCAUCCAGGCCGUGUACCGGCCCACCAUGGAGGAGCUGCACAACGCCACGCUCACGGCCAAGUCUGCUGGUGCUACUUUGAAAGCAAACGGACCAAAUGGGCUGAUUGAUGGAGGCACGGUAAAAUUUGGAUGGAUAGUUGGUGUCCUCAUAAGAUGUCUCCUAAAUAUUUGGGGAGUCAUGCUUUUCCUUCGACUCACAUGGGUUGUUGGAGAGGCAGGAAUUGGCCAAGGAGUCCUUUUAAUCAUCUCUACCACAAUUGUCACUACUAUCACUGCUCUGUCAAUGUCAGCCAUCAGUACCAAUGGCGAAAUCAAAGGCGGUGGUACCUACUACAUGAUUUCACGAUCACUAGGCCCUGAAUUUGGUGGGUCCAUUGGAUUGAUAUUUUCUCUGGCCAAUGCUGUGGCUUGUGCUAUGUACGUUGUCGGCUUCUGUGAAUCUUUAAGAGACUUGCUGCAUUCAUUUGAUGUACAAAUUGUUGAUGGUGGCACUCAGGAUGUGAGAAUAGUUGGUUCUAUCACAAUGCUGUUACUGACAGGUAUUGUUGUGAUUGGCAUGGAAUGGGAAGCUAAGGCUCAAUUUGUAUUGUUAAUAAUUUUGUUGGUUGCUAUUGGUGAUUUUUUUAUUGGAGCACUUAUUGGGCCUAUUUCUGAUGAAGACAAAGCUCGUGGUUUCACUGGAUUUUCUGUUGAUACAAUAUCAUCAAAUUUCCUCUCUGAUUAUCGUAUUCAGAAAGGAGAGCAGCACAACUUCUUUUCAGUUUUUGCCAUUUUCUUCCCUGCCGCUACGGGGAUUCUAGCUGGAGCUAAUAUAUCAGGAGACUUGAAGGAUCCUCAGGGUGCCAUCCCCAAAGGAACACUUCUUUCAAUUGUCCUCACUUCUCUCUCAUACAUUCUAAUAGCAAUUGUUGCUGGGGCUGUUGUUUUAAGGGAUGCCAGUGGAGAUGUUUCUGAACUUCUCAACGGAACUUUUGCAAAUUGUGCAAACCGCACGUGCAUGUAUGGCCUUCAGAACAAUUUCCAGGUUGUGGAGAUGGUAUCAGCAUUUGGGCCACUCAUUUAUGCUGGCUGCUUUGCUGCAACUCUGUCAUCAGCACUUGCCAGCUUGGUGUCUGCCCCAAAAGUCUUCCAGGCUCUUUGCAAAGACAGGUUGUACCCAUACAUUUUCUGGUUUUCCAAAGGCUUUGGUAAAAAUAACGAGCCUGUGCGUGGAUAUGUCCUCACUUUUAUCAUUGCCAUUGUAUUCAUUCUCAUCGGUGAACUUGACGCUAUUGCUCCUCUUAUAUCAAACUUUUUCCUUGCUGCAUAUGCCUUGAUUAACUUCAGUACAUUCCAUGCAUCUCUUGCAAAGCCUGUUGGUUGGCGUCCAACAUUCAAGUUCUACAACAUGUGGCUGUCACUUCUUGGGGCUGUGCUUUGUGUGUCUGUUAUGUUUUUGAUUAGCUGGUCUACUGCUCUGAUUACUUUAGGCAUUGUUUUGGCACUCUACUUAAUUGUGUCACAUAGAAAACCUGAUGUGAACUGGGGCUCUACAACACAAGCACAGACUUACAAAAAUGCAUUGAACUCAGUUCAACAAUUGAACUAUGUCGAAGAUCAUGUAAAAAAUUACCGUCCUCAGAUUCUUAUUCUCAGUGGCAUGCCCAACUACCGCCCACCUCUUAUUGACUUUGCUUUCCUCAUGACAAAGAAUCUUUCACUCCUUAUUUGUGGCCAUAUUGUAAAGAGCUCAGUACCUCAGCGAGUUCGCAAUGCUUUAACAUUUAAAGCUCACAAUUGGCUUAGGGCUCACAAAAUUAGAGCUUUUUAUUCGCAUAUUGAUGAAUCUUCCUUUGAAGAAGGAGCCAGAGCCUUAAUCCAAGCAUCUGGUGUUGGAAAACUACGGCACAUCCUCCUCAUGGGCUUUAAAAGUGAUUGGUCCACUUGUGAAUCAGAGGAACUUUCCAUGUACUUCAACACAAUGCACAAAGCGCUGGACUUACACAUGGCUGUGGCUGUUUUAAGAGUAGAGGGGGGCUUGGACUAUUCUAAAAUCUUAUCUGAGACAGAAGAGCCUCGUCAGAAUGGAAACAUACCUCAAGUAUCAUCAGUUGUAGGAAUGUCUGCACCAGGAAGCUGUAACAGGACUCGACAAAACUCACAAGAGUCUCUCUCCAUUCCACAUAAUCAAUCGUUUUCUCAACUGUCCACUGCAAGCAGUGUCAGUGAUUUGUCAUCUCCCCCAACACCCAACAUGAACAAAUCUCGAGUAAGUGGCAGUCCAAAUGCCGAUGAUACUGAUGGAACUCCUGAACAUGAUGAAAAACUCUCUAAAAAGGAGAAAAAGAAGCGUGAUUCAAAUGCUGAUCUUUACAAGGGAGCUGGUGAUGUUGAUCUGCCCAAAGACGUUUUGAAUAGUUUAACAAGAUUUCAGCGCAAGCAGAAGAAAGGAACAAUUGAUGUGUGGUGGUUAUAUGAUGAUGGAGGUCUUACACUCCUCUUGCCUUAUAUUAUCACAACAAGAGGAAACUGGUCUGACUGCAAGCUGAGAGUCUUUACUUUGGCUAAUAAAUCUGCUGAGCUAGAGUAUGAACAAAGGAGCAUGGCGAGUUUGUUAGCUAAGUUCCGAAUUGACUACUCGGCUCUUAAGCUCAUUCCUGACAUCACUAAGAAACCAAAAGAUUCAACAGUGUCAUUCUUUGAUGACUUGAUUUCUCCAUUUAAGAUUCCAGAGUCUGAAGACGACAAUGAGAGUAAAUUAGGUAUUACUGAGGCAGAUCUCCUUGCUAUGAAAGAUAAGACAAACAGACAUCUACGAUUGCGUGAACUUUUACAAGAGCAUUCAAGUGAAGCAAAUCUGGUUGUGAUGACCCUCCCAAUGCCCAGGAAAAAUGUGGUGUCAGCAUCGCUUUACAUGGCAUGGCUAGAAGUUCUGACCAAAGACAUGCCCCCAUUCCUGUUAGUGCGUGGAAAUCAGACAUCCGUUCUCACUUUUUAUUCUUGAUCAAAAUAAGAUUGAUGUCAUCUUGAAUGUUUCCGUCCAGAUAUGCCCAAUAUUUGUUGGAAAGUUGUAGUUUGUGACAACAUGGGUUUGUUUUACCUGUAAAGGAUAGUUAGACUUUGUGAAAGGAAUUCUAUCAGUUGUGAUGCUUGGGAAAUACCACUGUUAUAAAUUGUAAGCACAAUGCUAUUCAAAAAAUUUUGAUAACGGUUAAAAAUGUUUUGAAGUCAAGAAACUGUGUAGACGUUUCAGGUAGGCCCUGGUGUAAUAUUGAAUGACCAUCAGACAGGGUGUAUGGGACCAAAUUUAUGUUGAUUAGCUUGUAAUUAAUGAACAUAUAGCAAAAAUAGAAUGCUAGGAGAUAUUGAUAAUAAUUAAGUGUCCUGUUACUUUGUUAAUUUUUCCUUGAGUGGGAAGUAUUUUUGCAGUAUUUGUAAGUUGAUAUAUCAUAGGCAAGAAGCAGAAUAAACAGUUUAAAGCAAAAA